AUGGAGAAAGCAUUCACCUCUUUUCUCUCAACACUGUUGUUGCUUCACUAUGUUAUGGCUACUUCAGCCAAGACUCAUACCAACAUUACUACUGAUCAAUUAAUUCUUCUUUCUUUGAAAUCCCAAAUCAUUUCAGACCCUUCUCAUUUCUUGGAUGAGAGUUGGUCGCGAGCUACUCCUGUUUGCCAUUGGGUUGGAGUCACUUGUGGUUCCCGCCAUCACAGAGUGAGGUCGUUGAAUCUUUCUAACAAGGCUCUUACCGGAAGAAUUCCACAAGAUUUUGGAAACCUCACAUUUCUUGUUUCCCUUGACUUGGGAAGAAACAAUUUCUUUGGCAAAUUGCCUCAAGAAAUGGCACAUUUGCGUCGACUAAAGUUGCUUAAUUUAAGUUUCAACAACUUCAAAGCAGAGAUUCCUUCCUGGUUUGGGUUUUUACACCGACUUCAAGUUCUAAGUCUUAGGAAUAAUAGUUUCACUGGAUCCAUCCCCUCUACAGUUUCCAAUAUUUCUAAGUUAGAAACUUUGGAUUUGACAUACAAUUCCUUAGAGGGUCAGAUCCCAAAAGAGAUUGGAAAUCUUGAAAACAUAAGUUUUUUAAGCUUGGCCGGAAACAAGCUCAUAGGUUAUAUCCCUACGUCUAUCUCGAAUGCCUCAAUGUUGGAGAUGUUAAGACUCUCUCGCAAUUUCCUUCAAGGAAACAUCCCAGAAUGGAUCGGCAAUCUUCACAACUUGAACCAUUUGGCAAUAGAACAUAAUCAGCUUGCAGGUUCUAUACCUUUCUCAAUUUUCAACAUUUCCAAACUUGAAGUCAUUGCAUUCACAAACAAUAGCUUAUCAGGAAGUCUUCCCACUGGUUUAUGCAAUCGUCUUCCAUUACUCAAAGAGCUUCAUUUAUCUUUGAACAAGCUUCGUGGUCAUAUGCCUACAAGCUUGUCAAAUUGCUCAGAGCUUCAAGACUUGUCUCUAUCAGUUAAUCAGUUUGACGGACCAAUACAUAGUGAAAUUGGAAGUUUACGUAACUUGCAGUUCUUGUAUCUCGGAUUUAACCAUUUCACAGGGAUAAUUCCACAAGAAAUUGGAAAUCUUGUUAAUUUGGCGGAGUUAGACAUAUACAAAAACCAUAUUACUGACUCUGUCCCGAUCUCCAUAUUCAAUAUCUCCUCGUUGCAAUACUUUUCACUAGGGAAGAACCAUCUCAAGGGAUCCUUACCACGGGAGAUUGGCAACUUAACCAAGCUGAAGGUUAUAGAUCUUAGUCAAAAUAUGUUUUCUGGUGAAAUACCGAAAGAGAUAAGCAAUCUCAUUGAGUUGGAGGAGUUAUAUCUAGGAAAUUUAACAUAUCUUUAUCUAGAUUUGAACCCCCUAAAUGGUAUGCUUCCAGUCUCUACAGGGAACCUUUCCACUACUCUUACAAAGUUUUAUGCCGCUAAUUGCAAAAUCAAAGGGCGGAUUCCAAAUGAAAUUGGGAACCUAAGCAACUUAUUAGACAUUGAUUUUUCUGGAAACAACUUGGCUGGAUUGAUUCCCACAUCAAUUGGCAACUUGAGAAACCUUCAACGCUUGUUCUUGUAUGAUAACAAACUUACAGGAUUUAUUGGUGAUAAUCUUUGUAAAUUGCCGCGCUUGGGUAGCAUAUACUUGAGUCAAAAUUACCUUUCAGGAUCUCUUCCUAAUUGUUUAGGGAACAUCACUUCCCUUAGGGAGAUACUUCUUGGUUCCAAUAAAUUGAGAUCCAAUAUACCAGCAAGCUUAUGGAAUCUUAAAGAUCUAAAGGUUCUUGACUUAUCGUCAAACAACAUGGGCGGCUUUUUACCUCCACAAAUUGGAAAUCUAAAGGCUGCUUCACAAAUGGAUUUGUCAAUGAAUCAGUUUUCAAAUGGCAUUCCUAAAGAAAUUGGAGGAUUGCAAGAUCUGGAGCGACUUUCUUUGAGACACAACAAAUUGCAAGGAUCUAUACCUGACUCAAUGGGAAAUAUGGUAAGUUUGGAGUUCUUGGACCUUUCUCAAAAUAAUAUAUCAGGAACAAUUCCCAAGUCUUUUGAGAAACUACAAUACCUAGAGUAUUUCAAUGUUUCCGUCAACAAAUUGUAUGGUGAAAUACCCUCUGGGGGUCCUUUCAAGAACCUCUCAAGUCAAUUUUUUCUCUUCAACGAAGCAUUAUGUGGUUCUCUAAGAUUUAGUGUCUCAUCGUGCCCCACUUCUUCAAAGCAUAGAUCAAAUAGGAAAAGAAUGCUAGUUCUAUUUCUUCUACUGGUAUUUGUUCCUAUCACCUUUGUGCUUGUAUGGAUAAGGUAUAGAAGAGGUAAAAGAGCUCCUCAACAAGCUGAUUCAUUGUCUGUUGUAACAAGAGAAAGAAUUUCAUAUUUUGAACUGCUCCAAGCAACUGAUGCACUAAGCGAGAGUAAUCUGAUUGGUUCUGGAAGUUUUGGCUCUGUCUACAAAGGCAUACUCAGAAGUGGGACUGCUAUUGCAGUUAAAGUGUUCAAUUUGCAAUUGGAAGCGGCAUUCAAGAGUUUUGAUACAGAAUGUGAAGUUUUGCGCAACCUACGCCAUAGGAAUCUCAUGAAAGUCAUCACUAGUUGUUCCAACCUUGAUUUUAAGGCUUUAGUACUCGAGUACAUGCCCAAUGGAAGCCUCGAUAAGUG
Molecule: messenger RNA, 2645 nt
Organism: Nicotiana tabacum (common tobacco)
Lineage: Eukaryota; Viridiplantae; Streptophyta; Magnoliopsida; Solanales; Solanaceae
Source: RefSeq, a predicted model, not a curated record